AUGUCGUACUCCUCCGUUUCCCCACCGCCUUCCGAGCAGCUCUGUUACGUCCUUUGCCGAUUUUGCGACACUGUCCUUGCUGUGAGCGUGCCUUGCACGAGCUUGUUCAAGAAUGUUACUGUGCGAUGCGGGCAUUGCACCAACCUGCUGUCGGUGAACACGCGCGAGAUGCAUAUGGCUCACUCCUUCUUUUCUCCUCACAAUCUUAUGGAGGAGAUUCGUAAUGUGCCGACGACUAACUUGCUCGUGAACCAGCCGUAUUCGAACGAGUCGUUUAUGCCUGCUCGAGGGCUCGACGAGCUUCCCAAGCCUCCAGCAGCUAACAGACCCCCCGAGAAAAGACAGAGAGUUCCAUCGGCUUACAACCGGUUCAUCAAAGACGAGAUCCAACGUAUCAAAGCUGGAAAUCCUGAUAUAAGUCAUAGGGAGGCUUUUAGUGCCGCUGCAAAAAAUUGGGCCCACUUUCCCCACAUUCACUUCGGACUCAUGCCUGAUGAUCAACCCGUGAAGAAACCAAAUUUGUGCCACCAGGAAGGUGAAGAAGUGCUGAAUUUGAAGGAGAAUGGAUUUCUCUAA
Messenger RNA from Striga hermonthica, 576 nucleotides. The record is from the annotation of a GenBank genome assembly. NCBI's taxonomy places the organism in Eukaryota, Viridiplantae, Streptophyta, Magnoliopsida, Lamiales, Orobanchaceae.